GCCUUGGCAUUGAUCAGAUCAAUCACCUCCAGAACUUCGAGGACUUCACGGAAGCCUUGAUGAAGGAGUGUGGUCUCACCGAAGACGAAGCUGCUCUGGAGUGGAACCGACGGAAGAACAAGCCGACGGAGUUCGACCACGAGCAGGACCCAGAGGGGCGGCUCAUGAUCGAACUCGACAUCAAGCUCUUCAAGGCGCAUUUGGCUGAGACGAAGAAGAAGGAGCAGGAGCAAGCCAAGAGGCUCCAAGCUGCCAGGGAUGAGAUCCAGAAUGCGUCAUGCUCCGGACACAUCGACAAGCUCGAGAAGGCGAUUCAGGUAGCAGAGGUCGACACCAGCAUGACAGAUGAGGAGCUGAACGAGUUCCGCCAGCUUCUUCAGGCCUGGCGCGAUGCCGAUGCGGCGCUGUCCGAAGCUCUGCAGUCGCGACGAAAGCCGAUGGUUCGUGCAGCUUUAGAUUUGGCGGAGAAGGUCAAGCUGAACAACGACAAGUGCUCAAAGGGCCGCAGCCUCUGGCAAGACCUUGUCGUCGAGGACGCACAGCUCGAGCUCAGCACGGCUGUGGGCGUUGGAGAGAUUGAGAACCUUCGCGCGAGCAUCGACAAAGCUAGGACUGACAUGGCCGGCAUCUCCGAGAAGGGCCUGAAGGAGGCGCAGCAGCAGUUGGAAAGCUGGCAGACGGCUGAGGAAGUACUGAAGAAG
Symbiodinium sp. CCMP2456 is the source of this 701-nucleotide messenger RNA. NCBI's taxonomy places the organism in Eukaryota, Dinophyceae, Suessiales, Symbiodiniaceae. The record is from the annotation of a GenBank genome assembly.